GUGAGAGCUACCAGGGCCCCACUCCCGGCUGCCUUGCAAUGAUGCAGCAGCUUCCUCGCCUCCUGCCUGGCCUCUUUGUGGCAUGGGGGUCCCUGCUCGCCUUCCCCAUGUCAUCAUCCAUGCCCCCCUUGCCGGCCCCCAUGGAACCCCAGAUCCUUCGGCUGCUGGCGACCAUGGUCUUCCAUGACACCACCAGAGCAGCUGACAGCCAGGGCACCGCGCUGCUGGGCGAUGUCCCCACCCAUACCAUGGACUGUGGUACUUGCCCCAUUCGCUUCCACCAGCCCUGGGCCCAUCAGGGGCUGUCUCCCAAGCAGUGGCAUGACCUGGAACAAGCUAUUCAUCUCUACCUGGGACUUAUUACGGAUACAGUUGUCAGCGUGGUGCAAGGGACUGGCGUGAGCUUCCCUUUUGUGAUCCAGAUCCUCAUGGGCUGUGAGAUCCUUCCCAACGGCACCUCCUACAGCUUUUACCUGAGCACGCGGGACAGAGACGACUUGGUGAGGUUCAACCUGGCCACGGGUGAGUGGGUGGCCGCACCAGGGGAUAAGAUGGCCCAGCGGGUUUGCCGUAGCUUCAGCCAGGACCAGGGCACAUCCAGCCGGCUGAGGUUCCUGCUCCAGUACACUUGCGUCACUGAGACCCAGAGCUUUGCCUACUACGGGAAGGAGACACUGAAGAGGCAGGAGCGCCCGGUGGCUGUGGUGUUUGCCCGGCAGUCUCCCAUCACAGUGGAGCUCCCACUGCUGCUCGUUUGCUGGGUCACUGGCUUCUACCCACGGCCUAUUCACGUGACCUGGCUGCGGGAUGGUGAGGAGGUGACUCCAGGCCCAGGGCUCAACUCCAGCGGCCUCCUGCCCAAUGCCGACCUGACCUACCAGCUGCGCAUUGUCCUGGCCAUUGACCCAGGAGCUGGGCACAGCUAUGCGUGCCGUGUGGAGCACAGCAGCUUGGGGCGCCAAGGCCUUGUUGUGCAUUGGGGUCCUGGUGGGCACUGGGAAGUUGGCCUGGCUGUGGGCAUUGUCAUUUCAUUGCUGGCUGCAGCAGCUGUGGCCGCUGUCCUGUGGUGGAUGAGACACCGAUCCAUGCGGCCACUGCUGUAGCUGUUUCCUGCACCCGAGUUCUUCAGUGGCUGUGAUUCUUGAACUAAGCAAGACCAGGCAGGCCCAAAACCGUUGGGUCAGCAAAAAAGGGUUGGUCAGGCGAGAAGCCUGGACACAUGGGUUACAUGCCAGGGCUGGGAGUAAAAUGAGAUUGGGGUGGGGGGGUGGUAGUUAGCAUCAGGUUGGGCUGGGAGCCAGGGCACCUGGGUUCUCUCUCAGGUUAAGGAAGGGGUGAGGGCUGGUGUGCUAGAGCAAAGGGGACUGGGAAACAGGAUGCCUGACUUCCCUCCCGGUUGAGGUAUCCAAAAUAAAAUCUUUGG
This is a messenger RNA of Alligator sinensis (Chinese alligator), 1423 nucleotides long. RefSeq names its product antigen-presenting glycoprotein CD1d-like. The record is from RefSeq and is a predicted model, not a curated record. The coding region runs from base 39 to 1103 and encodes 354 amino acids. Gene Ontology annotation, molecular function: lipopeptide binding; exogenous lipid antigen binding; endogenous lipid antigen binding. The transcript has 6 exons. Gene Ontology annotation, cellular component: external side of plasma membrane. Gene Ontology annotation, biological process: positive regulation of T cell mediated cytotoxicity; antigen processing and presentation, endogenous lipid antigen via MHC class Ib; immune response. Lineage: Eukaryota; Metazoa; Chordata; Crocodylia; Alligatoridae.